CAGUCCCCUGUUUCGCCACUCUGUCAAAUUUCCUAUUCCCUCCCAAAAACUGAAUUGAAGAAACGAGGAACCCUAAAAAACUGAAUUGAUUCCUCUUCCAUCUGCCUCUGCUUGCCAUCGGGGCGAAAGCAGAAAUUUCCACUUUCCCGCAGGUAGUGACUGGUCGGAGAGUUGAGGGAUUGGGUGCAGGCCAGUAACCAACAGUUCCAGGUCCUCGACUCCACAGCCUCUUUCCCGGGAAACAGUUUCCGAGUGCAGUUCAAGAUAUAAGCCUUACUUCCCAUCUUGAGUCAAUUUCAACGUCGUUUAGGAUCGUCAGCUGGUCUCCCGUGGCGAUGAUCGAGCUAGGAGAUGAUGGCCAAAACAGUGAGCAACUUCUCGAGGAUUGCGGAAAUGGACUCGACUUUGAUGACAAUGAUCUUGAAAUUGAGGCUGAUGACCUUGAAAUUGCUGACACCACCCUUGAUAGGGAUCCCCAUGACCUUGCUAUUGAGGAGAGCACUCUUGAGAUCACGGGCAAUGAUCUCGAGAUAGAAGAGACAAACAUUGUGCUAUAAGAGAACAACCCUGAGAUAGAAGUUGAUGAAGGUAAUAAACUCGAGUAAAAUUGUGAGCGAAUGCUCGAAUUUGAAGAACAUGGUCAUACCAGUGAUGAUAUGACAGCCCCUGAUGCUGAAAAUGGUGAACCUCAUGGAAUUGUCUACCUUGCACCUGUUCUGGGGAUGGAGUUCGAAUCAUACGAGGAUGCAUACGACUAUUAGUCUAUUACAACUGCUAUGCGAAGGAUUUGGGUUUGCAAUUCCAAUUGAAUCCUCAUGGACAAAGCGUAACAGCGAGGAGAAACGUGACACAGUGCUCUGUUGCAACUGCGAGGGUUUAAGACGAUGAAAGAAGCAAAUAAUCGACAAAGGGAAACGAGAACCGGUUGUCUGGCAAUGAUAAGGCUGAGGUUAGUAGAAUCCAAUAGAUGGAGGGUGGAUGAGGUUAAACUUGACCACAAUCACUCAUUUGACCCCGACGGAGUGCAGAAUUCCAAGUCCCACAAGAAAAUGGAUUCUGGAAGUAAAAGGAAGAUGGAACCAACUGUCGAUGUUGAAGUGAGAACAAUCAAGUUCUAUAGGACAACUACAACUGACCCAUUAGGCUAUGGAAGCUCCAAUUCCAAUGAAGGGGAAGGUAGCCGCCAAACUGAUAGAUCCAAGCGCAGGCGCAGGCUUGAAACUUCAAAAAGGGGAUGCACAGGCGUUGUAUAGAUACUUCUCUCAAGCUGAGCUGAAAGAUCCAGACUUUUUCUACCUGAUGGAUCUCAAUGAUGAAGGCAUGUUGUGCAUAUAAUUCUUUGUAGAAGGGAAAUCAAUUUUUUUCAUGGAUACUAGUUCAACAGGUUCUUUUGUGAGUGAGUUCAACUUCCUACUGAAAGUGUGUUCACUGCAAAAGGGGGAAAAAGGUUAGCUUAGCAAUUUGCAUUUUUGUUAUUCUCGCUAAGAGACAGAGACAGAUUCCAUAUCCUGCUCUCUCUGGUAGAAAUAAGUGACUUAGCGUCUAUAUGUUGCGUGUGAAUUUGCUUCUACCUUUCAAGUAUUUGGUUCUCUUCCGUUCAACAUUAUGGAGCAGCUGAGAGCAUCAGUGUUCUGUGAUAGUCAUUUACUUGGCACUGAGAAGACGUUUUAUACAAACAGGUGAGAACAUCUGAUUAAGAGCCUCCGCAGUCUUUCAGUUUGAGUGUGUUAUAAGUUGAGCAUUCAAAUUGAUUCAUUAUGAAUAGAACUACUUCACUGGGGCUGAUAGAUUCCCAGGUUUCUGAGUUUGUUUGCCUACCUUCUAUGAUACCCGGCUUCUCCUGGCAGUUGAAAGUUGGCUUCUUUGUACAAGGCCUUCUCUUUCCCGUUGUAACUGAUUUGCAGAUAAAAUCAAAAUUGCAAGCUAGUUUCUAGUUGACUAGGUACCAUACCAAGAACUUCUUCAUCUUCAAAGUCUUGCUUUUGAUUCUUAUACUUAAAAACCCUUGUGCUGCAAACUUUUUGAGUGUGGAAUUCGUUGAUUCCACCCAUGUAAUGUUCUUCUACAUUGUUUGUCCAAUCGCGCAG
Molecule: messenger RNA, 2087 nt
Organism: Linum tenue
Lineage: Eukaryota; Viridiplantae; Streptophyta; Magnoliopsida; Malpighiales; Linaceae
Source: the annotation of a GenBank genome assembly